Molecule: messenger RNA, 1383 nt
Organism: Porites evermanni
Lineage: Eukaryota; Metazoa; Cnidaria; Anthozoa; Scleractinia; Poritidae
Source: the annotation of a GenBank genome assembly
AUGGCAUUUCAGAAAAUCCUGGCUUUUAUUGGCAUCAUUUUACUUGUAAGAUAUUUCUCGGACAGCACAUAUUAUACACGACUUGUGAUUUAUAGCUUAUAUCUUCCACAAAAACGCUUUGUGUUGACCAUAAGAAAAAGGUCCAAACGCUGAAUUUUGAAAAAUUCUAAAUUAAAAUCUUUCUCGUUUAAGCGGAAGCAAUUUCGUAUUCAUUGUAAUUAUCCAGUGAAUUGAAUUUAAAAACGUUAAAGCUCUUCCGACGACGAACAGUGUGCUUCAAUGAUUUGGAAGCUAGAGUAUUAAGCACAUAAAUAGAACUUGCAAGCGGUGACCUGUGACAAAGUGUUCCUCUUUUUCAGGGAGUAGCAACAUCUGACGAUGACAGACUGAAAAAACGCAGUAUAAACGUUUAUCGUUCACACGUCAAAAUAGUCGGGAACAAUUCACCUGGAUAUAAGGUAUUUUUUGGUGAUAAUAUAUUUAGUGCUUUCGCAGUUUGCGAGAUAAAAACAAAUAUCUUUCUUUGGAUUCUUACUGUUAAGUUAACGAUUGAGGAAAAUAGCUAGCGACUCAGUUGUUUACAGAUCCCUUUAUUCGAAAUCCCUUUAGAAAUUUUCCGCAGCCAGCAAAAGUGAGGUUUUAAGUGAGUAUAUCUUUUUAAGAAAGUCUUAUUUUUUUCUCUCUUCUGGGGUUAAGGUCGUCGUCCCCAACAAAACCGAAGGGAAGCCGACUUCAUUCCGUCCAACCUCCUGCGUUGAUUAUCUGCGUCGUGGGAUCUCUCAAAGUGGCAUCUACAAACUUUACGACCAGAGUGGAAAGAGUUACGCAGCUUACUGUGACAUGAAGUCCGAGUUAGACACUGCAUGGACCAUGGUAACGUCGUGGAGUACCUCAAAUCGGCACCUCGCAGAAUUCAGGAAAAUCCCCUUCAAGUACAAUGCCCCCCAAAACGAGGACGACCUCAACUGGGAUCUUUACCGUCUAAGUCUGACGCGAAUGAGAUUCCUACAGACUCACUCCACCCACUGGCGAGCAACAUGCAGCUACCCAACCCACGGCAUUGAUUUCAGAGAUUACCUCCGUGGAAACUUCAAAAACUUCAACAUCGUAGAUUUCCUUGGAUCAAGCGCGUGUAAGAAAGUGGAAUACGUCAACAUCCGGGGACACGUGGGUACGCAUCUGACGGCUCCUUUCUGGCAGGUCCAUAAUACACACACUCUUCAUAUUGACAGUACACACACUCACUGUCAGUUUAAGACCAUGAAGACUGGAGCGGUAUCAAGUGAAGACAACUUUGGCCACUAUGGGUCCAUCAACUCCAAGUUCCGCUGCACACCGGGAGACCAGUCCACUACCCAGUGGGGGUUUGGAGCGCACCCGUAA